Molecule: messenger RNA, 2302 nt
Organism: Polypterus senegalus (gray bichir)
Lineage: Eukaryota; Metazoa; Chordata; Cladistia; Polypteriformes; Polypteridae
Gene: lhfpl3
Product: LHFPL tetraspan subfamily member 3
Exons: 4
Coding region: 598-1287 (229 amino acids)
Biological process (GO): sensory perception of sound
Cellular component (GO): plasma membrane
Source: RefSeq, a predicted model, not a curated record
GUCCAAGCACUUCUACCGAUAAACUCUGUUGCCCAGGCAAAAAAAACCCUUACCCGCCGGCAGCACUUAGUGCUCGCGUCUGGACAGAGGAGCGUCCUUGCGCGUGUGUGGCGCGUGCCUGCGUGAUUGUGGCUCGCUGCUUGGCUCCGCCUUCAAUCACUCCUUACCACUGACACCAUAGUGAGGCCCUUCGUUGCGUUCCGUUCGGGUUCUCUUCUUCAUGACGGCGGCUUUGGUUUGGUUGGCCGGUGGAGCCUUGUCCACCUUUCUCGCAGUGCGCAGUGGAGCAGGAGUGGCCUUCGCCGCGGAGCGGUGCGAGUAGGUGGCAAAGCCUCGGAACCAGUUCUGGUAGCGGCAGCCGCAAACGACCUGUUCUGUUGGCUGUCGUACGCAGUGCGGUGAGCCCUGCCCGCCGCAAGGACAGGAUGUGCGGCUGUAUCGAGUGAUGGACAGAAAAGGCUCUGAAGCGCCGAUUCGAGAGCGAAGGCGUCCCUGGCCCAGUGCCUCCCGUUCCUCUGGUACCACUGGGGCCCUGAUGAGACCCAUGGAUUUACCACCGACAACCAGAAUGAGCUCAGGCACCCAGUGAGCUCCAUAAUGCCCGCAUUGGUUCCUGGGACCCCCGCAGCCAUCCUGGCUGCCCAAGAGGCUGCCAAGAUCUACCAGACCAACUAUAUAAGAAACUCACGAGCCAUUGGUGUCCUGUGGGCCAUUUUCACCAUCCUGUUUGCCAUCGUCAACGUGGUGUGCUUUAUCCAGCCAUACUGGAUUGGAGACGGCGUGGAUACGCCACAGGCAGGGUACUUCGGUCUCUUUCAUUACUGCAUUGGAAAUGGCUUGUCCCGGGAGUUGAUUUGUCAAGGGAGCUUCACGGACUUCUCAUCGAUCCCGUCAGGAGCGUUCAAGGCCGCCUCUUUCUUUAUUGGCAUGUCCAUGGUAUUGGUCAUCGGCUGCAUUGGCUGUUUUUCACUCUUCUUUUUCUGUAGCACAGCCACCGUGUACAAGACCUGCGGCUGGUUGCAGCUAACAUCAGCUGCCUGCCUGGUGCUGGGAUGUCUCAUCUUUCCAGAUGGCUGGGACUCUGAUGAAGUGAAACGCAUGUGUGGAGAUAGGACGGAUAAAUAUUCGCUGGGAGCUUGCUCAAUGCGAUGGGCCUACAUCCUAGCCAUCAUGGGAAUUCUGGAUGCUCUUAUCCUCUCAUCUCUUGCCUUUGUUCUUGGGAACCGUCAGGAUGGACUUUUUUCAGAAGACCUGCUGGCUGAAUCCAAGGAUAAUGGAGCCGCAUAAUGGCAUAAAAGGGCUCCUUUCCAUCUUCCUACCCAGCAUUCCCAGGUGAAGGUGUACCGUAACCCUGGAAAGCAGAAGUGGAGAGGAUAUAGCAAAGAGACACUGCCCUGGGGAUGCCAGCUGCUAAAAGCAUAGAUUUAGACGCAGCAGCGCAAUGACAUCACUGUGAAAUCAUGCGUAUCGUGAUAACUAAAAGGCUUUGUCAAAUCAUUGUGUUCUGAAAGCUGUAGACCUAGAGCUUUGUUGAGACAGAAGUUAGACUAGACUGCCUGAGUUUACUUGUGCUCAAAUCUCCCAGUUUACAGACCUUAAUAAGUUUUCUGAUUUUGCAGACCUUCUGAUUUCUUUGCACUGGACUGACUUCACUGGUCUCACAUAUACAUCUGUUCUUCAGAAUACUGUUGUGACUUUGGAGGUGUAUUAAAAAAAAAAAAGACCCCUCCAGAGUUAACCAGGUUUGCUGAAUCCUUGGACCAUCUACUGAAAUGACUGAAUGUAUUGAAUUUGCUGACUUUAUUUAUAUUUGAGACUCAAUAAAUAGCCCCUUGCUGUCACAAGUCACCUAGACUUAACUGCCUGUACCGGUUUCGUAGUUAUUGUUUUACAUCAGCUCACAGGUUUUUUGGAGGUCUCUUUACAGUUCAGCAGACUUAACUGAUUUUUUUUUCUAUCUCAAAUACAUUAUUUACCCUAAAACCGACUGACUUUACUGAUUGCACGUCUUUAAACUUCGACAACAUACUAGACCUAACUUUAUGGUGUCUCAGAGUUUGUUGCUACCUAUUGUUACAUAAGGAGCCCCAUAUCUAAAAUCUUUUCUACACUUAUUGACUUUUUUUUUUUUGUUCUCUAAAUUUUUCCAGUUCCCUUCAGUGGACAGAUUAAGCUUUGUCCAUUGGUGUCUGCAGCUUUCCUGUUCUGUCUAGUCUAGGCCAGUCUAGUUCUUUUAAAACUAAUACAGAGUGGCUCAUAACAGAUUGUUUGUCUCAAAAUAAAAAAAAGAAAGAUGUUGUCA